Molecule: messenger RNA, 4644 nt
Organism: Purpureocillium lilacinum
Lineage: Eukaryota; Fungi; Ascomycota; Sordariomycetes; Hypocreales; Ophiocordycipitaceae
Source: RefSeq, a predicted model, not a curated record
AUGCACGUCGUACCAGGUCCUGGUGACGGGGCUUGCCGCCAGUGCAAGCAAAAAUGCGCAGGGGGUCCCCCAUGCAAGCGAUGCAUAAGACGCGGCAUCCCUUGUGACCUGGCGCACUUGGGCAGUUCCUGUCCAGGGCCUCAGGCACUAGUGACUGAAGGACAGCCCAUCUCGCACGGCGGAUGCUCGACCCGCGGCAUCCGGAGCUCACCACCGGUCGGACAGAGGAGAGCAAAUCGCUCAACAAGCCCGAUUACACAUCCACCAAAAGACUCCGACGAUUAUAGAAAGCUCAUACAGAAACUCAUCAGCUCAUCACUGGGGUCCCAGGUCGCGUAUAGUGAUCGGGGAACUCAAACAGUGAACGAUGAAGGUCAAGACACAAGACACGCGUCACUUGCUCUUGGCCCGGAAGCAAAAGGGGCCUCCGGCCGAGCCCCUGAAAGCGGAGAACAAGCGCCUCAACCCGCGGCACAGGACCCUAGCCCGGAAACAGCAACUGACCGCGAUGAUCUGAUCGAUAUGUUCAUCCGCUUCGUGUUGCCUAAGUAUCCGAUCGUGGAGCUCUGGGCACUGCAGUCUAUGAAGCUGGCAGCCUCGGAGAGCGCAGAGCUUAUGUCAAUUGCUGGCAUUGGCAAGUUACUAUCAUACAUUGACGUGGCGCAUCCAGACGGCAACGAGACGGGAAUUCUUCCUGGACUCGCCGAGCAGCAAACAGCGUUCCACAUGCCCGAGGCGAGCCCUUGGUCAAGGGUCCGCUGCUUGUUACUGAGAUCGGUGUAUUUCCUGUUUCUCGGUGAUCCCCCCGAGUCGAAGCUCUCUUGCGAUAAAGCAGGUGCGAUGCUCCGCACACUCGAAACACCGCAGUCAUCAGACAGAGAGCUAUAUUGCGGCCCAACGGUGGUCGUGGAUAACUGGGCGGCGAAGGGACCGAUGAUCAUUUAUGGUUACUCGUCAGCGAUCCUCUAUGAGGUUUUGGAUUGCUCGGGAGUACCGUCCUACAUUAAAACCGUAUACGACGCCAAGCUUGGGACGGAGCAAGUGAAGUGGAAAGGAAACUGCUCGAUGCCGGUGCAAGCCAAGACGAAGAAGCACAAACCGACACGUAUGUGGCUGCAGCUGUGCUCUUUCUGCCUUUCAGACCCGAAGCUCAGGCCAUAUUGUCAGACCCCGAAACCCAGCCGAAAGAAGUCGUUGAGACUUCCAGGACUCAGUUGGAGACGAUUGGCUGCUGGUUGGGCUUCGUUAUCAGGCAUAUUCAGGGUCGGUCGGUUAUACACCGUGCAGCGUAUUUUCAUAUGUAAGUACUGGUCCGUUUGUUGGUUCAUUCGCCUCUACGCGUGCCAUCAGAGUUGUGGGGAGAAGUUUGCCAAUGCGCGGGACCUAGCGUUUUUCGUUGACAAAGCUGCCACCUUCAUGAAAGAGAGGCUGCCGUUAGUGCCAGGUGACCUGCCGUUCAUGGCAGUUACGAAAUUGAAAGAAGGCGACCGGCUGCCUUCUCUUCCAUGCCACAGCAGCACGGGUGACCACAACAUGACCACCGCCUGGGUGCCAAAUGAGGCUAUGGCCGCCUGGACAUCGGUCGUGGAUUGCCUUGGCGACGGGCUUGAACGACGACAGAACAAAGAAGGACAUGCCAAGGAGAGCCUUGGCGUCACUGCAGAGAACCAAGUGAGUUCCUUGAGCUCUCGACUGCUCGAUCAAUCACCGUCAGCACAAAGAGCGCUAGGGCUAAUCCAUGCGAAGGCGAAGAACGUCCAUGGUGAUGUUUGGGCGUGGACGGUAUUGAGUGAGCUGAAUGUAUAUGCCCGCAGAGUUGAUCAACUGUUGCGUCAGCCUGAGAGGUCAAUUCUUCGGCACCAAGAAACGACUGCGAUGCCCGUCGCCGGUUCUGCGACGUCCCUGUCAGACUUGAAAAUCGAAGUUGACAGUUGUUGUGAUGAUAGAGCGGAAUCGAAUCUGCUGCCUUUGGCUUUUUGGAGCACCACGCGAGACAGGCUGGUGACGUUCGGCAACCUACAGAGAAAUCUCUCAAGCGGCCCAAAUGCGGAUUUGAAGGGACUCAGGCAGCCGGUGGGUCCCUUUGCUGUCGUCUCAGAGCUCUGUGGACACGCACUUGAGGCCUCCAUGCGAACGGGCACAUGCCGCGAAGAGAUUGCGGCCCUGCAACUCGCCUGGGACAAGGCUUGUAUCGGUGUGCGGGCGCGUGGAUGGGAAGGAAAAAUGGAUGAAGCUAACUCGGAACAAGUGGUGCAGAAGCUGGUGGAGAUGAACGACCUGCACGACGCGGGCACCAUGAGGCUGGCGAACAGACUUCAAGUGGGAGACGUCAACUAUACCGUUGGUAAAAUGCUCGGUGUAGGGACAUUUGGCGUGGUCUACCAAUGCAAGUCCAUACCCGACGACAAAGUGGUAGCCAUCAAGUUUGUGAGUCAUCUAGUCGCUCUUGAAACUGACAGUGGAUACCAACCUUUUCCCUGGCCAUAUGUUGUAUGUGCCGCCGCCCAGCGUACGGCUCGCAGUGCUGACGUGUGGCAAAGGGGCGACACCAAACGUUCACGCCUUCGAGAAAAAGAUCUUCCUGCACAGCGCCUUGGUUGUCGACUGUCUGGGGCCGUCGCUCCAUGUACUUUUCGAGAAAGGCGGACGGGUCUUUUCCGCAAGAACCUCCAUUUGAUACAGCUGCUACAUGACCACGGCUACACUCACCAGGAUCUCAAACCAGAGAAUAUUCUCAGCGACGGCUGGAACAACGCGAUCGUAUCCAGGUUUUAUCUCAUAGAUCUUGCUUCCGCAACGCUUUAUCGAGACCCAAAGACGGGAUCGCACAUCCAACACUCGACUGCCCAUGGUAUCGUCGGCACACGGCGGUACAUGAGUAUCGACGCACACAGAGGGAACGCACAGUCGCGUCGAAGUGACAUGCAGUCCCUGCUUUACAUGUUCAUAUAUCUUGCCAAGGGGGGAUUGCCGUGGCAGGGCAUACAAGGCAGCGAGCGCGAACGGUUGACUUGUGCCGCAAAGGAGCGGGUACAAGCAGAGGGGCUGGUCCGCGAUAUAGACGAACAGUUGGCAGGGGCACUUUUGGUCUUCGCACAACAUGCUUUUGCACUCCGGUUCGACGAACGGCCAGAUUAUGAGGGCCUGAGGCAGCGUUUCGGGGUCGCCCUCGAGACGAUGACGGAAACGGACGAAGGGUGCCUUUGGCCGGACGGGCUACUCACGCCGGGAUACGAAAUACGCGCAGAUGGCUUAGCUUGGCUUAACUUGGCUCGACGGGUGUUCAAUCGCUCCAUUCCCCUGUGUUUUCAUGCGGUUACGUGGCGUCUCACCUCAGGCCGGCAAAGGCUAGCCGACAAUGCCCUGAUCCCAGAUCCUCUGCAGUUGCCACACUGCGUCCCGCGUGCCUUGCUUCAUGAGGACCGAUCAGCAAGCACGCCAGACCGGGCGCCAACGCAGCAAACUAUCACACGCCGCUAUGCAAGUGACGAUAUGACUCGCAUUAGUGAUGCACCUGGCUUGAGAGUUACGCAUGACGGGCGUGCACCGUGUCUCAGGCGAACGCACUGCAUCGGUCUCAUUGAUGCCCAGGAAUCCCGGGAUAGGUUAAAAGGGAUGAGUACCACGAUGCCGUUAGUCGAUGAACAAAUGCCAUUGCUGGGUCGCCAACGGCUUGCGCGCAAAAGCUGUUGGUACCUGCUGCCUUACGGUCUGCUGCUGGCUGCCUGCUUCCUUUGCAAUUUUAUACCACUUAUUUCUCCGACAAUCCUUGAGAACCUGUCGGUACCCCCUGUCACGGCUCAGUUCCUUCUCUUCGUGGUACCGGACUUUGUACAGGACCUUCUCUGGUUACCUCUGGGUCCUGUGCUUGACCACGCAGCCUUUGAGGUCUUGCACAAUGCAGGAUCUCACGAGCGCAAACAUAUGCGGAAAGCAGACGCCUUAAACUCAACUUUAAAAGCCCUCCUCCUAAAAGUCACCUCAAACGUCAUUACCAUCUACGUGGCAUUGACUCGUCAAGGUGUGGCCGCCUGGCUUUCGACAUGCAUAGCGGCCGCUUUCUCGGUGUUCAUGUGCGGCGCAAAACUCUUACAGGGAAUGACGAUGUGUAAUACACACCCGCCGAGGCACACGCACGUUCAUGCUGACGAGUACAGGGAGAGACAAAGCGAUGCCGUGUUCCAGACGCAGCAACGAUAUGUAGCCGACUCAAAGCUGCGAUCGCGCGUGCUUUCCGUGUGGAAGCUAUUCUUGCUCUGCUUCGUCGCUGCGUUUGCCCACUUUAUGUUAUCUACUGAUGGCCAAAGCGCGCCGAUGAUUGUCCGCCUAGGCCACCAGAUCCAUUCGACUGACACUACGUACGACAAAGUCGUGGGGGGAAUUCCGAAAGCGUGGAGAAUCAUCUUUGCUAUGCGAAAGUCUGCCGGCAUAUUCUGCUACCUUCAGGUGGCCUGUGAGGGCGUCUGGGGUGUGAGGUCCGCCCCUUGGAGCCAUAUUCCCGAGAAUAAAAAGGCUCGGGCCUUCGGAACUUGGUUGUGGGUAAACUGUGGGACCCUAGUACACAGGCUAUCGUCACGCGCGCCUGAUCCAGACCAGACUGGUGAAGCUAAGGGGGACAAGGCAUCAGAGAAGGGCUUUCAAUGA